AUGGUGCCCAAAGAAAGAUGCGUUAUUUCGCGAGAAGAAGCGGAUGGCCUGAAUUUUCAUAAAACCGAACUUCUCAAAUCAGGAUCAAAUGACAGGCGCAGAGAAUCCUACAAAAGGCGUAUUCAUGAGAUGGGUCCUGUUUGUAGACCCCGAUUUAUGACUUCCAAGGAAGAAGAUGAUGGUGCAUCAUCUCCAACAUCUUGUUUUCAAGAUAAUGGUUUAUUUGGUUCCAUGGAUCUUAAGAUAGAUGCAUGGUUCAUUUCUUUAUUAUCAACACCAUCAUCAAGGUCUGCUGCACUUUUAAGUACCGAAGCUACAUUCUUUGACGGUUCCAGAGUGAAUCCUAUUGAAGAAGCAUCUUUAGUUCUUGAUCAAAGAAAAGCUGCAGAAGAAGAUGAGGUUUUUCAGGAGAAUUUGGAGGAGGAAGUGAUUUCAUGGCUGGUGACCUCAAUUAAGAAUGAGUCACAAGACACCUUCUCCACAUCAUCUUCUGAUGAAGAUGCAGAAUCGUCUUACGGUCAGUCUUCUGUUAAGGAUUCUACUGAACUUAACAAAUUCUGUUUCUCACUCUCCAAAUGGACUUCAGAUAAAAGGUCAGAAUCCAAGCUGGCGUAUUCCCAAUCUGAAUUGCAUACUCCUGUUACUAAAAGUUAUCAACUUUCUAUAUCCAGUGUUUCAUCGGUUACUGAUAGCAGUGAUGACCACUCGAUAUUUUCUUCAUCUUCUAGCUCUGAUUACUCAUCAGAAGUCGUGGAUUUGGAAGAAAUUGGUAUCGAUAAACCACUCUUUUGGCCAUCUGAUUGGGAAUCUGAUUGGAGUUCUGAAACUAAAUCCGAUUUCUUUAUUAUGUCCCCUCGUAAGAACAUUCACAAAGCCGGUGAUUCACCAAAAAGCGUUCAUCGUUCUCUAACCCCGAGAGUCCCCAAUGGAGAACUGAAUUCAGAAAAAAGCUGCAAAGGUAAGCUCGUAUUUGGCAGACGCUCAAAAUCCUCGGCUAAUUUGAAUCUGAAACAAACAAAUGGCAUCGAUGACAAUAAGAAAUCGAGAAGCAUGCCCCCACGAUUGCGAAAAUCCACCAAAACUAGCACGAAAAAUCUUCAGCUUUCUGCAUCUUCGGUUAUUGAUACCAGUAACAAACAGUCGCUAUUUUCAUCUUCCAGCUCCGAUGAUGCGUCAGAAGUCAUGACUAUUGACGACACGAGGACUAAAACACCGGUUUUUUGGCCAUCCAGUUAUCUAUCCGAGUGGGAUUCAGAUACAAAAUGGGAUUUCUUCGUUAUGUCUCCACGAAAAGACAUUUACAAAGUUGGUAAAUCACCAAACACCUCUCCAGACACUUUCAAACUCCGAGUUCGCAAUGGAAACACAAAUUCAGAAAAAAGUUGCAGCAGAAGGCUCGAGUUUAGCACCAACUCAAACGAAGUUGACACCUCGGAAAUCACAAAAACCGCAGGCGUUGGCAAUGAAGAGGACACCUCGGAAAUCAAAAUUUCGAUCCGAAAACCGGCCGGUAAGCAUAAAAUAAUAUUGGAAGAUCUUUUAUUAGUAGAGAAAUUAAGCGUACAAGGCGUCGAAGAUGUAUUGGGACUAAGGGAAUUUGAUGGGCACGAAGGCAUUGAAUCCAAAUUCAACAAAGAUGGCUUCUCAAUUCUCUGUUGUUGA
This is a messenger RNA of Cynara cardunculus var. scolymus (artichoke), 1662 nucleotides long. RefSeq names its product suppressor protein SRP40-like. The record is from RefSeq and is a predicted model, not a curated record. The transcript is spliced from 2 exons. Lineage: Eukaryota; Viridiplantae; Streptophyta; Magnoliopsida; Asterales; Asteraceae. Bases 1 to 1662 code for a protein of 553 amino acids.